Molecule: messenger RNA, 1725 nt
Organism: Adineta steineri
Lineage: Eukaryota; Metazoa; Rotifera; Eurotatoria; Adinetida; Adinetidae
Source: the annotation of a GenBank genome assembly
AUAAAUUUGAAUCAAUGAUGGAUUCACAUAUUGAAAUGAUUAAUGACCAAAAAGAUAGUUUGAAAAAAAAUAUUCAAACACGUUAUGAAACAUUUGCUAAUGAAUGUGAAAAAGUUAAAUUACGUUGGCAACAAUUUCGACCACGAGAACAAGAUAUGGAAGAUGAAAAAAAAUGUCGAGAAUCAUUAAAACUUGUUCGUGAUAAAGAAAAAGAAAUUCAAGAUUUAAUGAAACAAAAAGAAAAAAUUAUUGAAGAAUUUAAAUUAUUUGGUAUGACUGAACCAUCAUUUCAAGAUUUAGAUGAAGUUAGUAAUGAUAUAGCACAAAUAAAAAAUGUUUGGGGAGUUUAUGAAGAAUAUCAACAAGAAUUAAAUGAAUUAACAAAAGAAGAUUGGAUUACAUUUCGAAGUAAAACUUAUCGUUUUGAUGAAUUUCUUUCUAAUUGGCAAGAAAAAUUAAAACAAAUUUCACCAGUAGCUGAUACAGGAAAAGCAUCGAAAAAAACGUCAACAACGAAUAUGAAUGUUCGUAUACAACAAGAAAUUGAUAAUUAUCGUUUAAUAACACCUCUAUUGAAAUGGGUUCGUGGUGAAGCAUUAUCACCUGAUCAUUGGUUAGAAUUAUUUCGAAUACUUAAAAUGCCACGUGGAACUAUGUUAGAAAAAUUAACAUUCGGUGAUAUAUUAAAAGCUAGACCAGAAAUUGCAAGUAAUGCUGAACAAUUGAAAGAUUUAAAUGUUCGUGCACAAUCUGAACAUACAAUUCGAGAAGCUUUGAAAGAAUUAGAAAAUUGGGGUGCUAGUGCACAAUUUUCUUUAACGGAUUAUGUUGAUACAAAACAACAAAAAAUUCAAAUUAUUAAAGAUUGGAAAGAUUUAUUUACACAAAUUGGUGAUAAUCAAAGUCUUCUAUCAUCAUUAAAAGAUUCACCAUAUUACAAAAACUUUGAGAGUCAAGCACAAAUAUGGGAACAACGAUUAGGUAUUCUUGAUGAAUGUUUACAUACUCUCAAUCAAAUUCAACGUAAAUUUGUCUAUCUCGAACCAAUCUUUGGCCGAGGUGCUCUACCGAAAGAACAAAGUCGAUUUCGUGAAGUUGACAAAGAAUUUCGUGAAAUCAUGUCAGAAAUAGCUUCGAAACCUCGUUUAGUUGUUCUUGCACAACGAAAAGAUCUAUCAAAUCUAUUAAAAUCUAUGCUUGAUCAAUUAGGUCGUUGUCAAAAAGCAUUAAACGAACUUCUUGAAGAAAAACGUUCAAUUUUUCCACGCUUUUAUUUUAUUGGCGAUGAUGAUCUAUUAGAAAUUCUUGGUCAAGCAACUAAUCCAACAGUUAUUCAAUCACAUUUAAAGAAACUUUUUGCCGGUAUUCAUUCAGUACGUUUUGAUGAAGCAAAUCAACAUAUUCUCGGAAUGCGUUCAUUAGAUGGUGAACUUGUUCCAUUAAUAAAAAAAAUUCGUAUAACAACAUCUGUUGAAGAAUGGCUUAAACAAUUAGCUAAAGAAAUGGUUACGACAUUACAAAAUUUAUUACUUAAUGCUUUACAAGAUUCAAAAAAACAAAUAGGUCAAGUACCUGUUGAAAAAUAUCCAUCACAAAUUUCAUGUUUAGCUGAAUCGAUUAAUUUUACUGAACGAUGUGAAGAAGCAAUUAAAAAUGGACAAUUAGAUAAAUUUCAUACAGAUAUUCAACAAGUAUUAGAAAAAUAUACUAAUGUACAUAUUGAUA